CGAAUUUCCAAAUACUAGUAAUUAUUACGGGGUAAUUUUUUUAUUUUCAUUUCUAAAAAAACAAACCCGUCGUCUUCGCAACCAGGAGUCAUCUCUGUUCCUCUCUCUGCCUCCAUUUCGUUCUCUACUCCGCCAACGAUCGUACACAACGAUUACAAAAUCUUUAUCGAUAUACCUGGUUAAUAUUCACCCCUGUCGCCGAGGAGGGAGAGUGAAGGAGAUUACCGGUCUUUCUUGACUAAAAAGGAUGGCUUUAAGGCAUCUUCUCACUCAGGUUGAAAGGAAAGAAUCUCAACUGAGGCAACUCGGCUAUUUGCUCACUAGAACUUAUAGGACGUCAACAAAAUUUUCAGGACAUGGAGUGGUGCCUGGAUUUGCUAAUGUUCACAGAAGAUUUCAGUCAAGUUAUGUGGGAAGUCUAGCCCGAAGAGCACGUGAAACAGAUGAAGUGAGUGAAGCUGCAUAUCUCAAGGAGCUAUAUAAUAGACAUGAUCCUGAGGCAGUCAUACGAUUGUUUGAAAGUCAGCCGUCAUUACAUUCUAACCCACAAGCACUUGCUGAGUAUGUUAAGGCACUUGUUAAGGCUGAUAUGUUGGAUGAAAGUGAGCUGCUCAGGACAUUGCAGAGAGGGAUUUCUACUGCUUCUAGUUCUCGUGUGGAGGAAGAAGGCUUGGGUGGCUUGAGUGCUUUGUCUGCUUUUAAGAAUGUAGGAAAAAAUAUAAAAGAUGGUGUUCUUGGUACUCCCAAUGCUCCUAUACAUAUGGUGGCUGUUGAAGGCAGUCAUUUUAAGGAACAGUUAUGGCGUACAUUUCGGGCUCUUGGAUUAACUUUCCUCAUGAUAUCUGGUCUUGGGGCUCUGAUUGAAGACAGAGGAAUCAGUAAAGGACUUGGUCUGAAUGAAGAAGUGCAUCCCAGUAUGGAAUCCAAUACAAAAUUUAGUGAUGUAAAGGGUGUGGAUGAAGCAAAAGCAGAGCUGGAAGAAAUUGUCCACUAUCUUCGAGACCCUAAGAGGUUCACCCGUCUUGGUGGAAAGCUUCCGAAGGGUGUUUUGCUUGUUGGUCCACCUGGUACUGGCAAGACUAUGUUAGCCAGGGCUAUUGCUGGAGAGGCUGGAGUUCCCUUUUUCUCAUGCAGUGGCAGUGAGUUUGAAGAAAUGUUUGUUGGUGUUGGAGCGAGGAGAGUGAGAGAACUUUUUGCUGCCGCUAAGAAAAGGUCUCCAUGCAUUAUAUUUAUUGAUGAGAUUGAUGCCAUUGGGGGAAGCCGUAAUCCAAAGGAUCAACAAUAUAUGAAGAUGACUUUGAAUCAAUUACUAGUUGAAUUGGAUGGAUUCAAACAAAACGAGGGAAUCAUUGUGAUAGCUGCCACUAAUUUUCCUGAGUCAUUGGAUAAGGCACUUGUAAGACCUGGACGGUUUGAUCGUCACAUUGUUGUCCCAAACCCUGACGUUGAGGGGCGAAGACAGAUCUUGGAAUCCCACAUGUCGAAGGUAUUGAAGGCAGAUGAUGUUGACCUUAUGAUCAUAGCAAGAGGAACUCCUGGAUUUUCUGGUGCUGAUCUUGCAAACUUGGUAAACAUUGCCGCUCUCAAGGCUGCAAUGGACGGCUCCAAAGCAGUAACAAUGGGUGAUAUGGAGCACGCAAAAGACAAGAUCAUGAUGGGAAGUGAGCGCAAGUCUGCCGUUAUAUCGGAUGAGUCUAGAAAACUCACAGCAUACCACGAGGGUGGACAUGCUCUGGUGGCCAUUCACACCGACGGUGCUCUACCUGUCCACAAAGCCACCAUAGUCCCCCGAGGUAUGGCUCUCGGCAUGGUUUCCCAACUGCCAGAUAAAGAUGAAACCAGUGUGUCCCGUAAGCAGAUGCUUGCCAGGCUGGAUGUUUGCAUGGGGGGGCGAGUUGCGGAAGAGCUGAUUUUCGGAGAGAAUGAAGUGACUUCUGGUGCUUCUAGUGAUCUACAGAAGGCAACUCUUCUGGCUAGAGAUAUGGUGACAAAGUAUGGGAUGAGCAAACAAGUAGGAGUCGUCGCACACGACUAUGAUGAUAAUGGGAAGAGCAUGAGCACCGAGACUAGGCUCCUCAUUGAGAAGGAAGUGAGAGAUUUCUUAGAGAAUGCAUAUAACAAUGCCAAGACUAUUCUCACUACACACAACAAAGAGCUUCAUGCUCUUGCUGGUGCAUUGCUUGAGCAUGAGACGCUCACGGGGGGACAGAUUAAGACUCUACUCUCGCAAGUCAGUGGCUCUCAACAAGCCCACCAACCACAGCAGCAGUUGUUUCCUGUGCAGAACAAUACGACAUCCAAACCUAAUCCCGUCCCCCCUUCCACUCCUAAUCCAGCAGCUUCUGCAGCGGCGGCUGCAGCUGCUGCUGCUGCUGCCGCUACUGCAGCUGCCAAAAGUAAAGGAAUAGCCCCUGUCGGAUCUUAGUUUUUGAGUAGUGGUGCUGCAGCUACCAAUUUAAGGACCAAUGUUGAGUAUAUAUUAUGGUAGAAGAAUUAUGUUUGAGGAUUACUUAAAGGCGUCAUCGAAAGAAGCUGUAGCAGCAGGUUAAAACGAAAAUAGCGAGCCUUAAAUGUUGUGAAUUGAUUGUUAGAACUCGCAUUUAACUACGUUUGUCAAGUGCAACUGUCUUCAUAUUCAACACUCGUUUCUCCUUUAUUCCCUCCAGCCAAAGGUUUGAACUUUAAACCUACACAAAGCUAUUUGAUGUUUUUACUCUGUAUUUUGGUUAUUCAGCACAUCAUAAAAUAAAUGAAUUCAAAGAAAUACUGCAAACAAGAAUCGAACUUCUGUCAUUGACGACAACCAAAUACUCCGUAUCUAAUAAUCGAAUUACCAAUUGGUUAAUCUUAG
This is a messenger RNA of Cuscuta europaea, 2851 nucleotides long. NCBI's taxonomy places the organism in Eukaryota, Viridiplantae, Streptophyta, Magnoliopsida, Solanales, Convolvulaceae. The record is from the annotation of a GenBank genome assembly.